AUGGUAUUCCUGUCCCUCCCUCUCGAGAUACAAGCUAUGGUUAUUCCCCGUCUAUCAUCGAUUGGUGAUCUGGCCGCUCUAUCGCAGUCAUGUCGGUCAAUACAUCGCCUGUGCGAUAUGAAAACACGCGAGCGGUUCUACCAGAUCCGUGUCGACCCGAAAGACUACAGCAUCAACAAGACUUUUGACCUCGUCAUGGAGAUCCUCAAGAACCCUACUCUGGGAAACUAUGUAUGGGAGAUCGUGCAGACUAGACAGCCCAGCAUGGAGCGCGACUACGUCCAGACGGCAGAGCAGCGCGACCUCAGUGCGGGCGAUAGGGAUCUCCUCCGCGCGGCUGUGCGGAAGGCGGGGUUUACCGGCUCCCAAGAAAACGUGGUGCUCAAUAUGCUUAUGCAAAACACCACGAAGCCUCCAGGUGAAAACAGGGAGCCGUUUAGGUUCCCAAAUACCGCUUAUGGAUACGACCAUGGUCAGAUUCAUGGCACCUUUAUUGCACAGGCAUUGGCCGCGAUUCUCAUCUCAGUGUCACCCAAUCUAGAGUCCCUAGUGAUGACACAGCCUUUCAGUGUAUUCUCUGGAUUCUAUAGGGGUGGCGAGAGGCCCCAAGACGAUAAUGUUCUUUUUCCCCUCGAUCGACUUCUCCGUCGGGCCAAUGCGAAACCGGCUAGUAUUCCGUAUCUUCAAAAUCUCCGCAAGGUGUACAUGAUAGUCGACAAUAGGAACUUGGAUGACCGUUUCUAUAUGGCCAUCGACUUCUUGGAAUGCGCAAUGCUUUUCGACUGCCUCCCGUCUAUUGAAUCCAUUAGCACCGAUGCCCUCUGUGACGAUGAAAGUGGCGAGGCGCGCGUAGUGCUAGAGCCCAGAUCGUCAAAUAUUAGCAGAAUCUAUAUUAACCACUCUGCCCUCCAAACAACUUUUCUUGUCUCUCUCAUUCAGUCCUGCAAAGUACUGCGAGAAUUCCAGUACGCCAUCGGUGGCCGGUGCGUGUUAGGAGGUUGGAGUGCGCCGUUCAAUGCCAGGACCUUCAUCAAAUCAAUUUGCCCUCAUAAAGACACACUGGAAGUCCUGGAUAUCGACGCCGAGCACAACAUGCACUAUUUCCACCCCUCUUAUUUCGAGGAGGAUCGAGUUGACCAAGAAAUCGAUCAAGAGCAAAGAGCGCUCGAAAGUGAUAAUGACGAUGAUGAUGAACGCCAAAUGCUCCGGUCCUUCUCGAGUAACAGCGGGUCACUGAAGGAGUUCCGGACCUUGAAGCGAUUGAGUGUUGGUAUCGGGUUUUUGGUAUAUUUUGCUAUGGGUGUCAGAGAAAAUAACGAGCCAAGACAACCAUUUCUGCUGCCGGAGGCUCUCCCAGAGAGUCUGGAAUAUCUUUGUAUUCGGGGGUACGAGAAAGGUAAGUGCAAGAAGUGGGAUGCACAUAUUGAUGCCUUAGUCGCGUCCUUUGUCUCAGGCUCAUCGGGGAUCAAAGAGAUCACAGGAAUUGAGGAAAUCAUUCCUAAUUCCGAGGAUGUGGAUGAUCCAGACGAUAAUAAAGACCUGUUGUGGAUUCCGAUAUAUAGUAUUGACGACUAG
Molecule: messenger RNA, 1575 nt
Organism: Penicillium daleae
Lineage: Eukaryota; Fungi; Ascomycota; Eurotiomycetes; Eurotiales; Aspergillaceae
Exons: 2
Coding region: 1-1575 (524 amino acids)
Source: RefSeq, a predicted model, not a curated record